GUAUCUUCAAAUAUAUCUUAUCAUUAAAAAAAUUCAUCACACGCGCGUCAUUUUAAGACGAGCCACGGCCUCACUUUGAACCACUGUGUGCCUGUCGUACAGGAAGUGGUGGGGAAGAGGUAAUCAACAAAAAAAAUUUAUUAUAUUAUUAUUAGGGUGCUUUGAUCAAUAUAGGAGGAAAAAAAAGGGUGUGUAAUAGGGUGCAAUAUUACAUUUUUUCACGUUGAUUGUACUAGAUGUGGCUCUCUUCGAGCCUAUUUGGCAUCUUUUCCGAGCACCACCCUGCGCAUCGUAUCUGGCAGCAUCUCAGCGUGUCUUUUACAAUUAUUUUGCUUUCCUUUAUUGGGGUGAAUCUAAUCCAACUCUGCGUUAUGAGACUCCAUCUUGCACUUUCAAGCGGCUUUUUGGAUUCCCACGAAGUUCCUGGGGCCGCUGCGCUUUCAACAUUUCUCAAACAUCGUGUUAAAUUGCUUGAAAAAGGAGGUGUAAACUUGCUUGAUGCGCAAAUUAUGAUGUGUUUGUUAUAUCUUGGCUACGCCUUCGCGUUGAUUCGCGGCCAUUUGAUAGAUAUCGUGCGGUUGUUAAGACUUUCGCGGCGACGUACGCGGUACUUUGAACGGCCGACGAAUGCGAAGAUGGUGGAAUACUUGAAAAUACAAAUGGAUGAAACUUCCAGAAGGAGAAGCUAAACGAAGGAAGAGGAAGGGAGUGGAAGGAAUGGCUAAGAAGGCCUAAAGGGGAGGGAGUAGUGUGGUAUUGUAUGGAAUGGAGAAGAAGUGUGCAAUAGGAAAGGAAUAUUGAUAGUGGAUUUGCAGUAGCUUGACUUUGUAGUCUUGAGGACAGACGUCGUUGAUUGUCUUUCUUUAUCACCCUUUCUCCUUCUUGGCAUACACACAAUAUGCACAAGACAAACGAACAAAAAAAAAA
This is a messenger RNA of Phytomonas sp. Hart1, 927 nucleotides long. Lineage: Eukaryota; Euglenozoa; Kinetoplastea; Trypanosomatida; Trypanosomatidae. The record is from the annotation of a GenBank genome assembly.